CCCGCGGGGGCGGCCGCCGGCUCCGGCCUGGGCCCGACCACGCUGGCCACCCGCGUGCUGCUGGGGCAGGACGAGCCCCUCGUCCACGUUUGUGCCAAAAAUCUCGUGACGUUUGUGUCUCAAGAAGCUGGGAACAAACCUGUUCUUCUCGCCAUGGCUCUAAAGGACAAGAGCGUGGAAGGAAUACAGGCUCUCCGGGAAGUGAUCCGAAGUUGCCAAGUGUGGUGAAGUUGUGCCAUCUGGAUUCAAGGAAAUGAUCUUGAGUCCAUGACUCAUCACCACUCUUUUAUAAAAGGACAAAAAAUGAAAAUGAUGGAAUGUCUUUGUGCUGGUUUUGGACACGCUGAGGAAUUUCAUGACUUUUUCUCUACUGUGUAGAACGUUUGUGGGUUUUGUUAUUGUGACAGGUUUGCAGUCCAUACAGCCAGUGAUUAGAUGAGAACAAUUGUCUCAACGUACAAGAGAAAUUUUAUUUUUAUCACAUCAGGUGGGAUGUGUAUUUGGAAAACUGCACAGCUCUGCGUUUGCGUGCUGAUAAGUGCUAGAUUCCAAACUCUGUGACUACGAAACACUGUACUGCAAAGGGGAAACACCCAUAGUGGAAUGAAUAAAAGAAACGUUGAUGAA
This is a messenger RNA of Tinamus guttatus (white-throated tinamou), 627 nucleotides long. RefSeq names its product proteasome assembly chaperone 3 (gene PSMG3). The record is from RefSeq and is a predicted model, not a curated record. Gene Ontology annotation, biological process: proteasome assembly. Lineage: Eukaryota; Metazoa; Chordata; Aves; Tinamiformes; Tinamidae.